Molecule: messenger RNA, 9726 nt
Organism: Lichtheimia ornata
Lineage: Eukaryota; Fungi; Mucoromycota; Mucoromycetes; Mucorales; Lichtheimiaceae
Exons: 14
Coding region: 1-9726 (3241 amino acids)
Cellular component (GO): peroxisome
Source: RefSeq, a predicted model, not a curated record
AUGGCGCCCGAACCUCAGCCCACCCCCAUGACUCAAGAAGCCGCUUCGCGUAUUCAAUCCUCAGUCGACCAAAAAGGUUCCGACGCUACCAAGGCUGACCAAGGCUUCAAGUCGCGAGUACAAUCUGCUGCUGCAAAAAACGAUAACAAUGGCGCCACAAAGCCCUAUCGAAGCGGCUGCGGUGGUUGUUCCUCCUACUACUCGCGCAAUCAACCACUCUACGAUCGCGUUGCUUCUUCAAAGCCGCCCAUGAAGUUCAAUGAAGCCCAAUCGGUUGUAUUGCUCGUGAAGAAUCCUACAUUCAGGACGACGACUACCUUCAGCUUAUGGCUCCUCCAACAAUUGUUCCUGCCGAUCACGCUACACGAUCAUGAGGACAUCCGGUUCUUGCAUAUAUCCGACAAGGUGUCAAGUAUAUCCUUACAUGAGAAGAAUCCAGCAACUAUCAAAGAUCCAGCAUUAUACGAGAAUGACUACAACCUUGACGACGCGAUCGAUUCGCCUACGACACCACCACCGCCAUCGAAUGCUUGUAUUCUCACCCCACGUUCACGCAUCGUCACGGUGGCAGAAGAAUAUUCUUUUGUGUUUAUGGUCGAUCUAAGUUCAAGUCUCGCUACAAUUGAUGUUGACAAAGGUGCAAUCAUGAUGGGAAGCAAUUAUACCAUCAUCAAAAACAUCAUUCAAGGGCUUGUGCAACCAAUGCAGAUUGAUACGCCUGUCAAGGAACACCAACACUUCCUUCCUUCUAUACGCAUUACAGUCAUUGUCGAGUGCUCUCAAUUUGGAUCCAAUAUGAACGUGGUCCCUAUUCUCGCUGAAUAUCCAACGAUGCGGGUGUUGUUGCAGGAUGCAUUUGUCAGCUCAAAGAAUAUCAAUCAAGUGCUCGAGACACUCAACAGUGGGAUUGAUCAAUUUCAACGCGAUUUAGUAAGCUUCAGACAACGGCUCAGCAAACGACGAUCACGACUUGGAUAUGAACUUGAUGUGCGCAAUGAUCAUUCGGGAAUGAUGGAUCAUGAUGUGGAUGAUGAAUUUGUGGAUAUCAGCCCACCAGCCUAUGAAGAGAAAGGGGAUGACAAAAAGAAGCAGCGCACCUCUACUACCAAAAACGAGCCUAUUUCCAAAGCAGCAGUAUCCAACAACAACAAAGCACCCAACAAUGACAACAACAACAACAGCCGAUAUCGACAACGUGUCAAAUCAAGAACAUCCACGAUUAAAAAAGACGUAUGGGGAGUGGGCAAGAGUGGAAGUAGUCUAUCGUAUAUACUGCACGCUGGAUCGUAUGCACUCAGUCUUUUACCACCCUCUGGCCAUUCAUCACUUAUUAUUGUUACGGAUGGUGUUGUCAAUUCGAGUUUGCAAGAUGAAUCCAUUGUCCGCCAAUUAUCGAAUGAAGGAGUGGAAUGCAGUAUUGUGCAAGUAGGAUUCGGCAAUGGAUUAUCACCAGCAUCCAAUUUUGGAUUUUUCCCGGACACAGAGAUAUUACGCUUUAUUGCCAGUGCUACAGGUGGCCAUUAUAUGCACGCUGAAGAUUGCCCAGAUCUUAAUUCCAUGAAUACGACGACGACUACUACUACUAUGACUGAUACCGACAAUGGGACGACGACGAUCCUUGCCAAUACCUAUCAAAAGAGAUUCCUAAUACAGCAUAUCACGUUGCAUCGACCUGCCAAUGUUGAGAGACCUCGAUCAUGGAUCAACAAUACCAGUUUACCCACAGCACCCACAUCUGCUGAAUACAUUGAUACACGACGUUUAUUUAUGGAUGGUCUUGCUACACCACAAGUGGGUCCUUUUCCUUGGGAUCCACGAGCAGAAUCACGACCUAUUGAUACCCACUUAUUGCGAUAUCAAGAGUAUUCUUUACCUCCCUCUGUUCGACAAGUGGUAGCAGCACGCACAAGACAAGGGUUUUAUAUAUCAUCGGUUGCCUUGGAUCGCAGCCGUGCAAGGCGUGCCAUCCACACAGCAGCAGCAGCAGCAGACUUUGGAGGAUUCUCUUAUACCAAGGAACGACUUUUGAUCACUCUGACACUUGAAUGGCAACCUGAUUUCACCAUUGAGUAUCGUAUACGUUCAGGUCUUUCAUUGAAUUGGUCAAGCUAUCUUAGCAACCUUACAGCCCAAUGUCCUGAAAACGACCUUCUUGAUUCAGUGAGCAACCCACGUGCCGAGAUCCUGAUACGCACCACAACGACCUUUUCGCAUAUGCUUCAAAAUUGGGAUGCAUUUCAAAGGCGGUGUCAAGUGAUGGGGAUUGUUACAGGUGGUAUUGGUGUGGGUGAUGUAUCAGGAUCAUCCACUGGAUUUCUCAAGAUUGGAAGACUCAAGAAAUUCCUCGCCCGUAUUUUUGAGACUGAUCAGCAUCUUUAUGCGCUUUUGACGACGCGACGACGCAACAAUGGUGAUGAUCAUGAUGAUUUCCGCACUGUAUGGGAGAAGCUUGACCAAAGUGAUUACCGUCUUCAGACUUCCUGUUGGUACGAUGUCCAUGGAUUCGAUUUGGUGCUAUUCCCCCAUCAUCCACAUCCUUUAUCUUCCUUGGAACCCAUACAUCAUGUCCUCCAAAAGAUGAAUGACGUUUUGCAACAUUGGGCCGACUUUGUUAGUGGCGAUGGCGAUGGUGGUGUCCAUGUCCGACUGAUGGACGAUGAUGGUGUCACGGCUUUUGCUGCACGAAGCAAAUGUAUCAGUUUUUGUGAAGUGCGAUUACUCCAGGAAAAUGCUCGCGUUGUUCAUGUUCGUUUACACUUUUUCAAUUUGCGGACUUCCAUACGGCAUAAGAUCAUCCAUGAAUUGAAAGAGAUCCUAUGCAAACCCGAUCCAGCCGAUAUGUAUUUAGCGGACUUGGCUAUCAAAGAUCCACAUGCUGCCGGUGCUGCUUCAUGGGAGUACCUUGAGCAAAUCAGGGUUGUGAUGCGUCCAUUAUCCAUACUAUUGAUGCGGGAUCCCGAGCAUUACUUUUUCACAUCAACAGACAAGGAUCAUCAGCUUGCCGAAUUUAUCAGACCCGUUGGAUGGGGAAGAGGAGAGUUCAUUGUUGGCAACUACAUGCGUCGACACACGUGCUAUUGGGAUACGUCGUUACCAGGAACCGAGUACCUUGCCAACAAUGGUCUUACGAGCCUACGUCAGAUUGGAUUUGAUAAGCUGUGCAAUGCACGUGCUGCUCAGGGCUACGCACUUAUCUCAUCCAGGGAUGGAGCAUGUCACUUUUACAAAGAAUUCAAGCAUGGAAGUGCCGUCUUUUCUUCGCAAUAUUUUGUUUGGCGUGAAGGUCACAAAGGCAUGCUGACGACUGAGCUUUGGACUGAACCCGUGACACAUGAUCGACUCGAUGUGCAAAUCGACCUGUAUGCGGGCGACAAGGAUAUUGUAACCAAGUUGAUGACAUUUGACUGGACAUUUGCAUUGAGUCAUGAACCAGCAGCUGCCACUUCGGCUUUUGAGAGUAUACGUGAACAAGGAUUGGAUGAUACGCUCCUCACAAAGUAUCACAUCAAGCAUACGAUGCUCUAUGACAUUUCAUCCAUCAUGGAAUCAGCACCUUUUUCUCUGGUUCUUUAUCCAUUUCCUGGAUUUGCGUAUGGAGGAGAUUAUAAUGCAACUCAACAGGUGGCGUGGUUAGAAGCUGACAAGGAUGUGACUACAACAACAACAACAACACCAAAAGAAGCGAUAUCAACCCAUGAACCCCGUAUCAGCAACACACGAGGAGGAGGAGAAUCUUCGCAUCAUCAUCAUCAUUAUCGAAAUGCAGCAGUAUGCGUUUGCCCACGACCCGAUAAGCUUUUCUUGGAUUGUCGUGAUGUGAUUGCUUCCCUGUCACCAGCACAUAUGGAUAUGACAUUGCUGCAUUAUUUCUUUGUGCAGAUCAUGUCCGUAUUUGCCGAUUACGAAUUGCCAGUGGGAUCAAAGACGACUUCGGAAGGAUUGGACGUCAUGCAAAUAUUGAUGCGGCAUGAUUCAAAGGCGAUUGAAGAGAGCACAUUACAUCUCUCACGAGAUAUCCGUGGCACGCAAUGUUUCAUCAAGACAUUUGGCCCAAGCACAUUUGUUGUCAUAUGCAUGGCUUCCCUUGAUACAUUUAUCAAUCGAUUCAAAGGCGAUCAGGAUACAACAUCAUCAAGCACUUUUCGUAGAAUGGGUCUUGCCAUGUUUGAAUGUCAUCGAUCAUUGGCAGGAUUGCAUAUGCAUGAUGAUGAAAGCGGCGGUGGCGAGACGACGACGACGACGAUGGAUAACAACACCACCACCACUACGGAACAGCAGCAUCCUACAAUCACUACCAAAUCCUAUGAAGACGUAUUGGUGAAUGGGGUUGGAUCAGCUAUUCGACCUUGGUUAUCAAGUGGUGGUAGAGCAAGCAAUGAGAAUGAAGAAGGAUUGGUUUCAGAUUAUCGUCUUCGUCUUAUCCAAAACAUCAGCGAUAUCUACUCUCGAGCAUUUACAAAGUCAGUCUAUACGUCCUUGCUCUACGGCAAUGCCGUCAAGAAUGAUGAUCUCGAAAAGGUGCUUGAGGUGUGCGAGGAAACAGUAUUGGAGACAGAUCUCACUGGCUAUUUGAAUGUUCAAUCCUUGCUUAAGCGAAGGGGGCGAUCAAAUUUUGAAGAGAUCCAACUUGCACGACAGCGAUUCAACACCGUGCUUGCCCAUUACUUUGAGCCCGUCAUGACCGAAAACAUGCGCAAUUUAUACUGCUAUCGACCACCCCAUGCGAAGAACGAUGCCAGCAAACGAUCCAUGUACCUUGCAGAUAUCGCCGUUUGUGCACAUUCACCCUUAUUGCUACGACUUGAAUAUGUGCUACGUGAUCGCAAACGACGUGAAAUGGCUUUUCCACUUGUUGACCUCCCCUAUUCGUACCAAGGUGUAUCACCCAGCAACAACCAAGAGUUCAACUUUGAACCUGAUUUGAUUGGUACAACGACAUCCCCUGUGGCUUCCAUGGAUGGUACAUCGGCAACGCUGCGAUUGAUAUGCAUGACAUUGCCGGAAACCAUGUAUGAUCCUGUCAACGUUUUAUCCUCCCAUUUGAAAGGUUGCCCCGCCGAACACACGGCUGUCCACAAUCAAACAUCACUCCUUGCUAGUGGAAAACGAGAUAGUGAAGCACUUUCAGCUCUACCUGAAGAAAAGAGAAACGCCCUUUUGGAAACCAAGACAAGGAUCAUGUGGCUAUUGACAGAGGAAAUCAUGCAUGGAUUGUUACGUGCUGGACCAGUCUCUGAGCCUGUUGUACGCUACAUUGAAUCACAAUUGAUGAAAAAGAACCCAUUCGUUGACUUUCCUACAACAAUCACCAUUCCACUCAGCUUUGUCAAGAAUCAGAAUCAAAGUCGACGCGUCUUUUUGGAGCAACUGGAACACAAUACAACGUCAUUAUAUCGGCUUGUGCGAGUGGGCAACUGCUUUUAUGCAAGCGACAAUGGAUUUUUCAGUGCCAAUUACGAUGCUAUUACGGGCGGCGACGACCCUAUUGGUGUCAUUGACAGUUAUGACGAAGGCCUUGGUAUAUCGACAUACAACCCUGAUGAAAAUGUUGAAGAAGAAAAAGCAGGCCAUGAUGAAUUUUGCGAAGGUUUGGGAAUCAGCAUCUUUGAGCCUGCCUUUGGAGAUGACGAUGAUGAUGAUGAUGAUGAUACGGUGGAAAAGAAGAAGGAGGAGGAGGAUCUCGAGGAACAAUCCACAAGUCAACAACUCUAUUGGCUACUCAUUAUCCCGCAAGCCCAUACGGUGCAAGUGUAUUUUUAUUCAAAGAUGCCGCAAUCUGUCAAUCGCACUGAGAUCAUUCGCGUUACCAAAACCAUGAUCAAUGACAUCAUGGAGCGAACAAACAAGCUGGUGCUCUUGUACCACAUGAACGAUACACGCAUAUGCAGCAAAUACCUUAUUGCUGCUGAUGAGGAGACCAUGCGAUAUUCGUCCGAUACAUCAGAUGACGACGAUGAAGAUGAACACCAUUCAUCAUCAGGAGACAACCUUGUUGAGAUUUUGUCGACUUCAGGCGAAGAUACUUCAUAUGCACCACCAAAGAAAUUCCACCCUGGGCAAUUUGGAUGUGAGAUUUUAUACACUUACAGAUAUCCUUUACAUUGGCGACUACAACCGAAUGCAGCUCUCAACAUGCUUGCCACCGAUGUACUUCGUCAUUUUGCUGUGAAGAAUCGACCCAAUACAUUUGUGUGUAUGCGAGAUGAUUGUGUUGUUUAUCUCACACUGCGCGAGAGCAUCUAUACGCAAUACACCGAUAGCGAGACACAAACUUUGGAUGACACCCGUGCCAGCUCACCUUAUGGAUCGUCAUCAUUAUUUACACCCAAUGAUACGAUUGCAUUCUCUCAUACACGUGGUCAAUCUUCAAACGGCAAUCCUUCCAACAACAGUCAACGUACAAGCCCAAAAGCAGCAGCAGCAACAAGUAGCCCUAUCCAAUCGCCUAAUGCUAGAAAGGCACCAAGACCAUCCGAUGCACGAGAGCUUGUGUUGGAGGUGCAUGGGGUUGAUUUGCCUGGAUGGAUAUCGGAAGAGUUGGUGAAUUUGCUCGAAAACAGGCUGACGGCUCAUAUCACAUUGAAAGAAGUGCAGCAGUUUUUGUUGCGUAAUCCCAAUUCGAAGUUGUCACGUGCAGAUGUCGAUUUCAUGUUGCCAGUGGAAAAGCCUCCCGCCCUUCGUACUCUGCUCCCAUUGUCAAAUUCGGUUCUCGGGACCACAGAAUUUUUGCACAUGUUGCGCGAGAAUAUUAUAGCAGCAGGAACAUUGCGUGUAUUGAGUGGAAACAGCGUCCCAUCUACAUUGAGGCGACAUCGCAUGAUGCAUUAUGCAAGAAAAGAGGACCCUACUAGUGACGUGACGCUUGGUGAUCUUUGCUUUUACUAUAAUUGCAUCAAUCGAGGUCCUGGUGUGUGCUCUGAUCUUGAAAUGAGCGUGGGUCAAGGUGCUGCCGGUAUUGCGUUACUUUUGGUGGAUGCGGAGAUGGUGCAAGAGGCGACGACGAGUAGUGGCAGUAGCGAGAGUCCUAUGCCUUCCGAUGUGGAGAUAUUUGUUGAGAGCUCUUUUGGUGAUAUGAACAAGACACAGCAAUAUCUAGCGGUUGAUAUUUGGACCAUUGGCCAACUUGAAGCACAACAACUCCAGAACCACUUGUUUGGUAUUUUCAGACAAAGCAUUUGCGACUAUGCUAUUGAACGAUCCUUGGUGGAUGCCAUGUUUAAUUCGGUCGGCCAAGAAGUCAUAGACGACGUUGUGGCGACGCUUAUGCAAGUACUUCAAAAAGCACAAGAAUGGAAUAAUCCUUCGGUGAACACGGUGACCCAGCAACUUGAACUCCAACCAUGGUGUGUGAUCAACAUUAUCCAGCAAUUGCAUGUCGAAUUUGCAGAAUUGAAUCUCGAUUUGAAGCCAUUUGUAUCACGUGACGACAAAUAUCAAACGUAUACGCCACCUUCAUUACGCACAACAACGGCACAUCAUAGCUCAUCAUUGCAAGAGAAUCGACACUAUUUAAUUAUCAGUGGAUUGAACGACCUAUUUUCUUCUUCUCGUGAGGAUGAUGUUGCUUCCUAUUUGGAGACUCCUGCUGCUGCACGUAUGGACACUCGUAGUAUACACAGCCAUCAUGAUUCAAUCACCUCCAGCAUUGGAAAGUCGCAAGACAAUCACCAUCGCCGUUACUUUUCAAUCAUGUUUUUGGAUGCGGAUGGAUUCAAGUUGUACACCUACAAUUACACCAAGCCAUUCUUGGAACAAGCUGUGCAAAGGAUCACUCGCACCAUUGAACAACAGGAUGCUCGUAUACGAAUGCUCAACAACAUCUUGCAUCAGAAAAUGGGUCUUUUCCAUCAUUCAGAGCAAAAAGAGCUUGAACAACAAAAACCUGAAUUAUAUACAGCCGCUCGCCUUACCAACUACAACAAUGUAUUACGAGAUGCGUACACUGAACCAGUCCAUCAUCCGGAUCACCUUAUCAGGCACGGGGAUCCAUUCCUUGAAAGCUAUUUGCGUGGAACACAACUCCAGGCUGCACAUGAAAAGGCCUUCAAAGUCUACAGCAAAUGGGCAACCCGAUACAGUUCCAUUACUUCUUCUUCACAAAACACUGAAAUGAUGACUGUGGCCGAGCUCAAACUCAUUCUCAAGGCAUCCCGACUCCUCCACUUUUGUCGCACGCCUCUUAUCUUUUCAGAAGCAAACAGCUUUGAUGCCGCGUCGCAUAUUACAAGUAUUUUCGGUGAGCAUGAUUUGCGAAAUGAAAAGACGACUUUAUGGUACGAACAUCUUGCACGCUCGUUUAUGAACGAAUACGCAUCCUAUCUUGAGAGCGCAGGCAUGCAUCUUAUCGUGAAUGGCGUAUCAUGUCAAGAGAAUCCCGAAGAGCUUGAAACCUAUUUAUCAAGCUUCCGCAUCGCCGAUGAUUACCUUGUAUCAUCACCGGUUGUGUAUCUUAUGCAAGUAUUCCCUGGAGGGACCAUCAUGUGUGAAGCCCAAUUGACAGAUAAUUUUGUUUCUGUGACAUUAUAUACACUCCAUCGACGUUAUGGGCGAUUGACACGAGCACCCUAUGGAUAUGAACAGAAGAAUGAUGAGGUCCAUCGAGCAAGUUUCCAAGAGUUUACCGAGGAAUGUGAUCGUUUCAAGCAAAAGAUCCACGUCAAUUCGUUUGUCUAUGACUUUCAUUUACGAUUCAUACAACGAAGCUUGGACGACGUCGACGCUAUUCCAGAUACACUCCAUUUAUUGAACGUGAUCAAGAAUAUUCUUUCCGUGUACCACAAACCUCCAGGCUAUGCACGUAAUCGCGUUGUUACAGGAACCUAUGAAGCCACAUUGGAUGAACAAGUGGACCAGCUGGUGCCAUCCAUGUUACGUGAUGCUACAAAGUAUGGAUUUCGACCCCUUUAUUUUGAUGGCAAGCCGAUUGCAUGCUUUGUUUCCUCUGACGAUGUAUCGUUUCACCAAGCAUCUACCAACAAUGCUAUCUUCCGUCACACAUUGAUUGUUACACCACUCGCCAUGAAUGAUCGAGAAAGCAACCCAUCAUCGUCACGCCAUCAUCUUCAUCGUAGUGGUGCCACGACCUCCGAACAACAACACCAUCACCCUCAUGGCUACGUUGGAUUGCAGUACUUUGUAUUGGUGACUUAUCGAGGAUGGCCAACGACACCACGCUAUCGCCCUGACAUGUUGGAAGAAGUUUUACAACCUGCAUCGUAUACUCUGGGCUAUGUUGUUCAACGUGCCAAGACUCGUAUUGAUCGACUUAUCAAACAUGUUAUUUAUGCAUUACAUCAAGAUGCUGCAUGGAACACGUUAUAUCAAGCCAUCAACAAUACCGAACGCUCCGAUCCACCCGAUACCCUUAUACGCCUGGCAACCCAAUUCCAUGAUCUCGAUGUCAUAGCAACGGAGCCUCCAUUCCAACAAUUUACCCAAUUGGAUCUUCGAUGGAUCGACCUUUUCGAUAUGCUGCGACUCUUUUACCCAAUGACCUCUGGAUACAUUGAAAAGGCCACGUCCAAGCAGCUAUUGUUGUUCAACCCCAAUGCUGUGCUCAAUUACUUUGUACGCUUUGAGCUGGAUCUCAAUACCAAACGCAUCACCAUUACCGCUAGUAGCAAGGAACAAAGACGCCAUGUUGCCAGACUAGAUGAUACCGAGAUGGUCUUUAUUGGCAAUCUCGCAUUGACCUUGUCUUAUUGCAUGUGGAAACUAUCGCUUUAA